AUGGACUUUAAUCCAUUUAGCGAGUCUGCUAACUUUGUUGACUUACUUACCAGUCAACAAAAUGUUGCAUCGCAAGCUCCCUUCUUAGGCAGUGGUGGAAGUGGUGCAAACACUGAAGCCAUCCGUAAAGAAAGAAGAGCGUGGACCCCAACCGACGAUGUAGUACUCAUCAGCUCGUGGCUGAACACGAGCAAAGACCCUAUCGUUGGGAACGAGCAAAGGUCUUCAGCAUUCUGGAAAAGAAUUGCUGAGUAUUACAAUGCUAGUCCGAAGCUUGCUGGGUGUGAGAAGAGAGAGGCAGCUCACUGUAAGAAUCGCUGGCACAAGAUUAAUGACGUAGUUUGCAAGUUUUGUGGAGCAUAUGAAGCUGCAAACAGAGAGAGAUCGAGUGGGCAAAAUGAGACUGAUGUCCUCAAGCGAGCCCACGAGAUCUUCUUCACAAACCAUAACAAAAAGUUCACCCUUGAGUAUGCUUGGAAAGAGUUGCGUAAUGACCAGAAGUGGAGUGAGCUCUCUGCGUCAAAAAAGAGGAAGUGUGAGGACAGUGAACAUUCAGCAACUGAAGGAAGUAUUCGUCCCGAGGGUGUUAAGGCUGCAAAAGCCCGUGGUAAGAAGACGAUGGAGGGGGGAAAGGAUCUGGACGCGUCGUUUGAGACUAUGUGGAUCAUCAAGCAGCAGGAUCUUAAGAUGAAAGAAAGGGUGUCGAAGAUGAGGCUUCUUGAGCGUCUCCUUGCAAAAGAAGAACCCCUUGCUGAUUAUGAAGAAGCUCUGAAGAAGCAGCUCAGUAUUGAGUUGAUGUCUAAUUAG
Brassica rapa (field mustard) is the source of this 807-nucleotide messenger RNA. Its product is annotated as glutathione S-transferase T3-like. NCBI's taxonomy places the organism in Eukaryota, Viridiplantae, Streptophyta, Magnoliopsida, Brassicales, Brassicaceae. The record is from RefSeq and is a predicted model, not a curated record.